AUGGCUUCCUCUAGUGGUACGACAACAUCAUCAGGUGGUUCAUACCCAAUUCAGAACUCGGGGUCUGAAGAAGAUCUUCAGCAAUUGAUGGAUCAGAGGAGGAAGAAGAGAAUGAUUUCGAAUCGUGAAUCUGCAAGGAGAUCUAGAAAGAGGAAGCAAAAGCAUCUGGAUGAUCUCACGAGUCAGCUGAAUCAACUCAGGAAAGAGAACAACCAGAUCAUAUCAAGCGUCAGUAUCACCACCCAGCAUUACAUAAGCGUGGAGGCGGAGAACUCUGUUCUGAGAGCUCAGGUGGCGGAGCUCAGCCACCGGCUACAGUCUCUGAACGAGAUGAUCGCUUUUAUGUACCAACCUGUCGACACCGGUUGUGGGUUUGAGGACGAGCAAUACGGCGGCGGAGGUGGCACUGAGUUUGUCGACGAGUUCAUGAAUAACUCACUGAGUUACCUCUAUGCAAACCAGCCUAUUAUGGCUUCAGCAGACAUGAUUCAGUACUGA
Molecule: messenger RNA, 498 nt
Organism: Lactuca virosa
Lineage: Eukaryota; Viridiplantae; Streptophyta; Magnoliopsida; Asterales; Asteraceae
Source: the annotation of a GenBank genome assembly